Miniopterus natalensis is the source of this 261-nucleotide messenger RNA. RefSeq names its product chromosome 4 C5orf46 homolog (gene C4H5orf46). The record is from RefSeq and is a predicted model, not a curated record. NCBI's taxonomy places the organism in Eukaryota, Metazoa, Chordata, Mammalia, Chiroptera, Miniopteridae.
AUGGCCGUCUCCGUGCUUCGGGUGACAAUCGUCCUGGGACUGCUUGCCUUGAUCCUGACCUGCCAUGCGGGUGGCAAACCAGAUGACAAGCCGGAUAAGCCAGAUGACUCAGGCAAGAAACCAGUGCCAGACAUGCCAACAUUCCUAAACCUGUUGGGCACGGAGAUCAUCGAGAACGCGGUGGAGUUUGUGCUCCGCUCCAUGGGGAGGAACUUAGGGUUUACAGAACUUGGUGAUAAAGGAGAACAUUCAUCAAAGUGA